This is a messenger RNA of Rhinolophus ferrumequinum (greater horseshoe bat), 1739 nucleotides long. It is a transcript of the gene TCERG1L, whose product is annotated as transcription elongation regulator 1 like. The transcript is spliced from 12 exons. The record is from RefSeq and is a predicted model, not a curated record. Gene Ontology annotation, molecular function: RNA polymerase binding; transcription coregulator activity. Lineage: Eukaryota; Metazoa; Chordata; Mammalia; Chiroptera; Rhinolophidae. Bases 16 to 1680 code for a protein of 554 amino acids. Gene Ontology annotation, cellular component: nucleus.
CCUCUACUCUGGCCGAUGAAUGCGGACCCGCCGCCGCCGCCCUGGGUCUGGAUGGUCCCCGGCCCGGCCGGGCUGCUCCGGCUGGGCGCCGGGGUCGCGCCCCCGCCCGUGCUGCUGGCCGCGGCCCAGCCCCCCGCCGCUCCGCUGCUCCCGGGGCUGCCCGGCUGGCAAGCCCCAGGCGAGACCCUGCUGCCUCUGCUGCCGCUGCCCUCUGCGCCAGACCACGCCGCCGCCGCGCACCACCCCCUGCUCAGCGGGCAGUGGCUCUUCGGUGGCCAUUCUCCAUCAGUAGGACUGUCCCCCUCUUCCACUGUGGAGUUGGUGCCUGUUUUCCCACAUGUCUGCACACCUGCUCUUCCUCACCCUGUUGGGAAAAGCUGGACAGACAAACGGAUACCUAACUAUAAGAUCUUUUUAAAUAAUUCCUUUGCUCUGGACUCAAUGUGGAUAUAUCCCGAGGAAUCAAGAUUGUUCCAUGGGUACGAAAAGCCUCAUUUAGUGGCAAAUCAAGUGGCCAUGUCUCUGUCCAGGCCAGCUCCUGCCUCCAGGCCACUCCCCACGGCGGUGUUAGCGCCUCAGACCAUACCAGGUGGCCGCCACAGCAGCCUCAAGCCCGUCGGCAGCAGCCCCACCAUCACCAUCGCUGCCACCGCGGCCAUGGUCUCCAUGGAGCCCGAGGGACGGGGAGGCCCGUCACCCUCCAGCGUGCAGCCCUGCCAUUUCCUGACACUGGCACCCUUCAAAAUACCCCUGCGGACUGCCCCCUUCUCUGAAAGAAGCAGGGAGCGAGGCCCAGCGCCCUGCGCCCCGACCCUGAUGCUGCAUGCGGAGAGGAAGCGCCCGGCCAGGGACCACGGAGACAAGGAGCCUCCAUCGAUCCUGGUGACAGCAGAGGACAGCGCAGCAAAAGGCAACAGACCGGUGGCCUCCACCCCCGUGCCCGGGUCCCCCUGGUGUGUGGUCUGGACAGGUGACGACCGGGUUUUCUUCUUCAACCCGACCAUGCAGCUGUCCGUGUGGGAGAAGCCCGUGGACCUGAGACACCGUGGCGACCUGAACAGGAUCAUCGAAGACCCGCCCCACAAGCGCAAGCUGGAGGCCUCCGCAGACGACCACAGCGACGGGUCGAGUUCUGAGGACACCGGGGAAGAGCCAAGCGGGAAAAGCAAGAGGAACCGGACCGAAAGCCACGUGAAUCCCGAGCCCGAGGCGGCGGACCGAGAGCACAAAGACACCAGGACGCCACCGCCCCAGAUCCUGCUGCCCCUGGAGGAGAGGGCGACCCACUUCCGAGACAUGCUCCUGGAGAGAGGGGUGUCAGCGUUUUCUACCUGGGAGAAGGAAUUACAUAAAAUCGUGUUUGAUCCACGCUAUCUCCUGCUGAACUCCGAGGAACGGAAACAGAUAUUUGAACAGUUUGUCAAGACAAGGGUAAAAGAAGAAUACAAGGAAAAGAGAAGUAAAUUGCUGCUAGCCAAAGAAGAAUUCAAAAAACUUCUGGAGGAAUCGAAAGUGUCACCCAGGACCACGUUUAAGGACUUUGCUGAGAAGUAUGGCCGGGAUGAGAGAUUUCGACUUGUUCCUAAAAGGAAGGACCAAGAGCACUUUUUCAACCAAUUCAUCCUCAUUCUUAAGAAACGGGACAAGGAAAACAGACUGAGGCUACGGAAAAUGAGAUGAGUGUGUAAAUGCAGUAAGACUGAGAGUGGCAGAGCGAGGGUGGAGGCAGGGGUGGCAUC